This is a messenger RNA of Pygocentrus nattereri (red-bellied piranha), 2450 nucleotides long. It is a transcript of the gene mtmr6, whose product is annotated as myotubularin related protein 6. The record is from RefSeq and is a predicted model, not a curated record. Gene Ontology annotation, biological process: dephosphorylation. Gene Ontology annotation, cellular component: nuclear envelope. Gene Ontology annotation, molecular function: phosphatidylinositol-3,5-bisphosphate phosphatase activity. Lineage: Eukaryota; Metazoa; Chordata; Actinopteri; Characiformes; Serrasalmidae. The coding region runs from base 214 to 2145 and encodes 643 amino acids. The transcript has 14 exons.
CACGCCCCGAGGAGGAAGUUACAGGUCAGAAAGCAGAAACAGAAGGCUGAUCGAGAUUAGAAGCGAAUAACGGAGAUGAGGCGCUGGAUAGAAUAGCUUUCGAUCGAGGCAGCUUUUCUGUUGCCCCUCUUUCAUGUGUGAACUUUACAUCUGUUCACAGCCCUUUUCUGGUGUCUCGCCUCGAUUCGCUGACGACACCGCUGCAGCGGCCUCAUGGAGCACAUCCGAACACCAAAGGUAGAGCAGGUUAAGCUGCUGGAUCGCUUCAGCAACAAGUCCACUACAGGAACUCUGCACCUGACCGCCACACACCUGAUCUUUGUGGAGAGCAAUGCAACCAGUGCUCAGGAGUUAUGGAUCCUUCAUCACCACAUAGCAUCUGUGGAGAAGCUGUCUCUGACCACUAGUGGCUGUCCGCUGCUUAUCCAGUGCCGGAACUUUAGGGUUGUUCACUUUGUGGUCCCGCGCGAGCGAGACUGCCAUGAUGUCUAUAGCUCUCUGCUCCGGCUACUCCGGCCAGUGUCGUAUGAUGAGCUGUACGCGUUCUCCUACAACCCGAAACAGAAUGAGCAGCAGAGAGAUGAGGGCUGGCAGCUCAUUGACCUCGGGGCCGAGUUUGAACGCAUGGGUGUGCCAUGUGACCAGUGGCAGCUGACAGAUGUCAACAGAGACUAUAAGGUGUGUGAGACAUAUCCCAGAGACCUGUACGUACCCAUUACAGCCAGUAAGCCCAUCAUCGUUGGAAGCUCCAAGUUCAGAAGCAAAGGCCGCUUCCCUGUCCUCACUUAUUUUUACCAGGAAAGGAAGGCCGCAGUGUGUCGGUGCAGUCAGCCUCUCUCCGGCUUCAGCGCUCGCUGUCUGGAGGAUGAGCACAUGCUACAGGCCAUCAGCAAAGCCAACCACAACAACCGCUACGUUUACGUCAUGGACACGAGGCCUAAGUUGAAUGCGCUGGCGAAUCGGGCAGCAGGGAAAGGCUAUGAGAAUGAAGACAACUACUCCAACAUCCGCUUCCAGUUUGUGGGCAUCGAGAACAUCCACGUCAUGAGAUCCAGUUUACAGAAGCUUCUAGAAGUGGUGGGUACGCGCUCUCUCUCUGUGAUGGAUUACCUGGUAGGACUUGAAAACAGUGGCUGGUUGCGCCACAUCAAGGCUAUUGUUGAUGCUGCCAUUUUCCUUACAAAGGCAGUGACUGUGGAGGGGGCCAGUGUGCUGGUCCAUUGCUCAGAUGGGUGGGACCGCACAGCCCAGGUCUGCUCACUGGGAGCCCUGCUCAUGGACCCCUAUUACCGCACUAUCAAAGGCUUCAUGGUACUUAUUGAGAAAGACUGGAUCUCCUUUGGGCACAAGUUUGCAGACAGGUGUGACCAGUUGGAUGGGGAUCCGAAGGAGGUGUCUCCCAUCUUCACGCAGUUUCUGGAAUGCGUGUGGCAGCUGACAGAGCAGUUCCCACAGGCCUUCCAGUUCAGCGAGUGGUUCCUCAUUCAGAUCCAUGAGCAUAUCCACUCUUGCCAGUUUGGUAAUUUCCUAGGGAACAGCCAGCGGCAGAGGGAGGAGCUCCAAUUGAAAGAGAGGACGUACUCUUUAUGGGAUCAUCUGUUAAGCGAGCAGCAGCUUUAUCUGAACCCUGUGUACAGCCCCAGCUUUGCAGAGACACAUCCUGUCCUGGAGCCCUCCACACAGCCCUGGAACUUCAAGUUCUGGAGGAACAUGUACCAUCAGUUUGACCGCUCAAUGCACCCACGCCAGUCCAUACUCAAAAACACUGUAAUGCUGAAGGAGAACAGCAAGGAGCUGGAGAGCACAGUGCGAGAGCUGCAGGCAAAGCUGCAGAAGUUCGGGGUGAGCACCUCUCCACUGGAGCUCCACAGCCAGCAGAAGGAGCGCACCCUCCCUCCCCGGCCCCAGUCCCUCAUCCUGGGGGCCCCACUCAGCCGCAAGGAAGCGCAGCAGGAGGACGAGGAGGAGGAGGUGUAUGGUGAAGAGGCGCAGGAGGACACUCCGGUUGGCAGCGGUGAAGAGCGGACAGUAGAGGGCAGCAGCGCCACAGAGAACGGCUACGGAGAGAUCAAGGGCUCGUUCGGCUCCAAGAGUGAGCCAGCCAUAGUCAGCCUGGAGUUCGGAGUGGCACGAAUGACCUGCUGAGAAACUGCAAACUACUGGAGGAAUCUAGGACUAGAAAAAUAAAGAGAUUUGUAUAUUCUUCAGGUUCAGCGAAGGGAAGUGUGUGUGCGUGUAUGUGCCUUCACUGAGGGCUUUUGUGGUGACCUCCACAUGUACAGUAGGAGGAUGAAGGAAUAUAUGGAAAGGAUCCACUACAGAUCUGUUAUAUCUGCCAUUGUGUUGAAUGAGAGAAACAUUGCUUUUUUUUUUUUUAAAGAAUGUUAAUAGCACUAAAAGAAAAAGAUUAAAUGCUUAAAUGAAGAGAGAACAGAAUCUCUUCAACUAAA